ACCGCUUUGGCCUCAGCAGCUUCUUCGGACGGGGACAAGCGGGAACAAACGAACUCGCAUUGCCGUUUUUUGUGCUGUCUUAUACGGAAACACCUCGUUGCUAACUGAUCGCAUAUUACCAAAGCCACGUUUCUCGGAGCAUUGAAGCUAUCGAGCUUGCCACGAGUCGCUUUCAAGGCCUGCGAAUGCUGUGGUGUGUUUCCCAAGGCAAACGCCGAUGUAUGUCACUGCUGAAUCACUACUAGGCGAAUGAUGGCCGGACAUGCACCAUCACAAAUUAGAAGGAAACUUCCUGGGAUCGUGGGCAGACAGGAGUGUGGAGUUGGCCUGAGCCACUACGUAAGUAGGAACUCAAGUUGCCAUCUUGCGGACAAACACCUCCUGCCUCUAACGUUGUGCAUCAUUACUGCUUCAAACAAACCAAAGGCCUUUCCGUCAUAUGUCUCAUGAUUAAACCCCCAGGAAGCCCUUUCCUCCCAGAUUAUGGCAGCUGAGAAAAGCUCUGAUCCCAUCAUCGUUGGCCUCUAUGGCCUUCCUGGUAGUGGCAAAUCUUACCUCCUACGCCAUCUCAAGACAUACUUCGGUGUUGGAAAUCGGUUCCAGUACUAUGAGGGAUCCGAGGUCAUUGGGAAUCUCGUCGGCGGCGGUCUGGAAGCCUUCAAGCGACUCGACAAGGACACUCAAAACCUGCAACGAAAGCGAGCCAUUCAACUCAUUGCCGAUGAAUGUAUCACUAUCACUACUGGACGUAUUGGCAUCGUCACUGGUCAUUAUUCAUUCUGGAACGACAAGAAUUCUCCCCGCGAGAUCGUGUGGACUAUGAGCGACAUGCGCGUUUACACUCACAUCCUCUACUUGGACAUGUCCGCUAACAGGCUAUGUCGAAGACGCCCUGAUCUACAGCCCGGUCACCUUUCCAAGUGGCGGAAUGCCGAGAUGGCCGGUCUAUCCCGUCUCUCACGUCUAAAUGGCAUUCAACACAUGUUGCGCAAUCUUGUGACACAAGACGAAGAAAAUCUCGGUCGUGUAAUAAAGGAGACUGACCUAUUGCUGUUUUCGAACCGAGACGGAGAUCUGUUGGAUACGGGGUUGGUGUUGGACGCGGAUCGAACGCUGUGCGCUGUGGACACGGGCACGAUGUUCUGGGAGAGACUUAAAGCAACUUCGAAGAGGCAUGACCAGGAUCGGAUCUGGGACGUUCCAGAGAUCUUUGAAGAUCAUUGGCUCUGUGAUGACCCCGUAUGUCCCCUGAAGAGGCUAUUCAGCGAGAAGAACUACUCCUUUGCUUCCUUUAACCAGGCAAUGUCGUUACACGAGUACGUCGACGGCGCUUUCGACGAAGUAUGCAAGGAAGUCGCCUCUGCUGUCUCGCUAUAUCCAGAGUUCAUGGCUCUUAUUCACGCCCUGGAGCGUCAUCGAGGCUGUGGCCUUCGUCAAAUCUGGAAACUGAUAUUGGAGAGAGAGGGCCUCGAUGACAGCGUGGAGAUUAUUGGCGGGGGCCGUUUCGCUGAUUGCUACGUCAUUAUCCCUGAGGCUAAGGCCGUUGUUGUCUCCCAAUUCCAAGCCCAAGGUGUGUCUGUCUGGGCUUUCGGAGACAGUCCGAUGGACCUUCCCAUGCUCAAGAUGGCCGACCAAGCUAUCGUCGUCGUCGGCGAGAAGCGUCUCAGGAGCAAGACCAUGGACGCUGAGUUGGUAAGGGCCAUCACUGACGACAAAGACUUUCUUCCAAGACAGGCUUUGAUCCAGAAUCACUCCACACCCCGCCUCACUCCAGACCAGUUGCCGAUUGUCGAGAUUUCUGGCCAAGCUUUCAUGGAAUCUUUCUUCUAUCGCUACGCCAACCUCCGAGUUCUACACGCCACUAAGAAGAGUGCAAGCAAACUCCUCAUGACUCCGACACGCGACGCGUCUGUGGCUGGUCCCAGUCUCAGAGCGGCCCAUGGACAUGUUGGACGAUACCUCGCCACCGAGUUUCUGACGGAGCUGCUCGGGCUAGAAUACUUCCCGAUACCUCAUGUUCAGGGCUACAAGACCGAUGGCCAUCGCCUCGUCGACGAGAGUCGAACAGCCAUCGUUACUCUUAUGCGCGGUGACGAACCCAUGGCUUUUGGCGUCAGCGAAGCAUUUCCGAGUGCCAUCUUCAUCCACGCCAAAAAUGCUACCGAGAUCACGAAGAAGACCCUUGGAGGCAUGAAAACGCUCCUUUUGGAGUUCGUUGACCACAUUCGGGGGCUGGAGCUGGGUAUUCGCAUCGUCGUUGUUGCCUGUGUGGUUCAAGCUAAGGCUAUCUCGCAUGUCUUGGAGCCACUUGCCUGUGAGGGAGACCUCAGUCUCGUCGCACUUCGAUUGUCGGACAAUAAGUUCACUGGAAGCGGUGGGACGGACACUGGUAAUCGGCUUUUCAACACUGUACAUCUGGAUUGAUAGGAUUUGAAGUGGGAUUUCCCGAUUGGAGCUACGAGGCUGUACGAGUGUGAGAUAGAUCUAUGGUCUGGGGGCUCAUUGAAAAUAUGAAGUUAUUUCUUGUUGCUGCAGCUUUAGAUGAAUAUCAAGACUGAGAUGAAAUUGAAUCUAUGGCGUUUG
Colletotrichum godetiae is the source of this 2583-nucleotide messenger RNA. Its product is annotated as uracil phosphoribosyltransferase-domain-containing protein. Gene Ontology annotation, molecular function: magnesium ion binding; L-phosphoserine phosphatase activity. Gene Ontology annotation, cellular component: cytoplasm. NCBI's taxonomy places the organism in Eukaryota, Fungi, Ascomycota, Sordariomycetes, Glomerellales, Glomerellaceae. The record is from RefSeq and is a predicted model, not a curated record. Gene Ontology annotation, biological process: L-serine biosynthetic process; dephosphorylation. The transcript has 5 exons. Bases 484 to 2424 code for a protein of 646 amino acids.